This is a messenger RNA of Micromonas commoda, 4196 nucleotides long. RefSeq lists its product with no specific name. The record is from RefSeq and is a predicted model, not a curated record. The transcript is spliced from 2 exons. Gene Ontology annotation, molecular function: sialate O-acetylesterase activity. Lineage: Eukaryota; Viridiplantae; Chlorophyta; Mamiellophyceae; Mamiellales; Mamiellaceae. Gene Ontology annotation, biological process: carbohydrate metabolic process. The coding region runs from base 1 to 4167 and encodes 1388 amino acids.
AUGGAGCGCUACGGCGCCGUGGCCCCCCGGGCGGCGGCCGCCGCCGCCGCCGGGGCCGCGGACGACGCGGACACCAUACCCUUACUCCACGGGGACGUCUCGAUCGCCGCCAAGCGACCGCGAGGCGCGGGCGGGCGCGCAUGGGCGCUCGGCGUCACCGUCGCGUGCUGGCUCGGGGUGUUGGGGACGCUCCAGAUGUUCGCGCAUCCGACGCCCGCGCCCGCGGCCAUCCUCCUCCGAUCGGCCGCCUCGAAGCUCGGCGGCGCCGCCGCCGCCGAGGCGCAUUCCGCCGAACGAGACCGCGAUGUCAUCUCCGGCGACCGCGUUCCGAGGGAGGGCGGCGGCGGCGGCGGCGCGGCGUCCGCGGGCGCGGCAUCCGCGGGCGCGCUCUCCGUGCCGCUCGUCAUCGGGCACAACGCCGUUUUUCAGCGCGCGCCCGAGUCCGCGGCGGUGUGGGGCUGGGCCCCGCCCGGCGCGGCGGUCACGGUGCAAGUCGUCGACCCCGGCCACCAGGGGGACGGCGCCCAUCUCGGACGCGACGGCGCGAAGAAGGACGCCGACCGAGACGAGGCGGAGGAGGACGAGGACGAGGACGAGGACGAGGACCAUCGUCCCGACAGAUCCCGCAAUCCGACGGAAUCCGCGGCGUCUUCGGACGAGCCGGGGAAAACGCGCGGGGCUCCCACGUCUCAAACGCACCGCCACGAGGGCUCCCACCCGAGCGACUGGGUCCUCCACCUCGGCGGAUCCACGCGCGCGAUGGCCACCGCCGUCGCCGACUCCACAGGCGCGUGGACGGUCCGCCUUCCCCCCGUGCCCGCGUCCACCGGCUUGGAGCUCGUCAUCUCCGCCCCGGGCGCGGCGCCGCUCGUGCGUCACAACGUGGCGUUCGGGGAGGUUUGGCUGUGCUCGGGCCAGAGCAACAUGCAGCUCGCGAUGGCGGGCGCCUUCGACGCGGACGCGGACAUCGCGGACUCGGGUAACUACCCGCUCAUGCGCUUCGCGACGCUCAAGAUGCAGGCGUACACCGUCCCGGUGAACGACGUCCCGCCGUACAUCACGGUGGAGCCGUACAAGGACACGAUCUGGGCGACGAGUUCCCCCGAAGCGUUCUACCCGCAAAAGUCCGUCGCGGCGCAGGCGGACCCGACGCUGCCGUACGGCGGCGGGUCGCCCGCGAUGGGUGGUUGGUUCAGCGCGGUGUGCUACACCUUUGGCCGGCGACUGUACCGACACUUCGACGGCACCGUGCCGAUUGGUUUAGUGGACGCCAGCUGGGGCGGGAAGACGAUCGAGGCGUUCGCGCCGCCCUCGGCGAUCAACGCGGACGGUUCCGUCAGGGACGCGUCGUGCGGGACGGGUGGGACGGCGAGCACGGCCACCGCGGACGCGGGUCACUCGGACGGAAUAGACCAGGAAUUAAACCAUCGCUCGGAUUUGGACUUGGACUUGAGUGUGAGGAACAACGACGUGGAGGUGCCGACGGGCGACGACAAGUGGGAGAAGUGGCCGGACCACUGGCGCAUGAAGGGCACCCCCACGGUCGUCGCGAACUACGGCGCGGGGACGGUCGUCGACGACGACGACGACGCGGGUCCGAUCGGGGUCGAGUCGAGCGAGGAGGAGGCGGAGGAGGCGGAGGAGGCGGACAGGGACCCGAGCGGCUGGAGCCGCUCGGGGUCGAAGAGGUCCUCAAACCCAAAGUCGUCGAAGAGUCAUCGAAAGUCCGUCCGAGAGAGCAGGUUGUCCAAGGCGGAAGUGGAGAAGAUGACGAGCGCCGAUUACGUCGCCAAGGGCACGGAGACGCCGCGGAGGAAGACGCUGCUGAAGCUCCUCUCGUCGCUGUGGGAGAGCGCGGACUCGGAGACGCGAGAGAGGUUCAUGGAGAAGCUCACGGAGGGGGAGAUUGGGGUGGUGAACGCGACUGUCGACGUCGCCGGCGUGCCCGCGGAGAUGGACGCUGACGAUGACGUCAGUGUGGCAUCUCCCCCACCGCCGGGAAGCCCGCCGACCCCUGUGGCAUCUCCCCCACCGCCGGGAAGCCCGCCGACCCCUGUGGCAUCUCCCCCACCGCCGGGAAGCGACGUCAGCGCCGUUGCCGUCAGCGCCGUCAACGUCAGCGCCGUUGCCGUCAGCGCCGUCAACGUCAGCGCCGUUGCCGAUCCCACCGCCGCCGAUGUUUCCGCCGCCGUCAAUGUUUCCACUGCAGUCAAUGUUUCCGGCGCCGUCAACGCCACCGCCGCGGUCGAGACCGGGGACUCCGACGAAGAAGCCGAAGUCGGGCACAGGGAGCGCUCCAACGCGAUGGCGAAGGCGGUGCGUUCGAGCCCGAUUAAGCCCGAGGGGGCGGUCCAGCAACCGGCGAAGGGUGCCGCUGCUCAGAAGGUCCAGCAACCGGCGAAGGGUGCCGCUGCUCAGAAGGUCCAGCAACCGGCGAAGGGUGCCGCCCAGGAUCCGGCGAAGACCGCCGUUCAGGAGCCUGCCGCCGCGCAGAAGACCGGGCAGCAGCAGCAGCCGGCCCAGCAGCAGCAGCAGCAGCAGCCCAGCCCGGCGAAAAAGCAACCCCCCGACAACGACAUGGACGACAUCAGCGCCAAGCUCGAUGCCAUCGAGAAGAUGCUGAACGACGAGCUCGCGGAACGCAACGCGUUUGCCAGCGUGCCCCUGGUGAACAUGGACGACGACGACGACGACGACGCGGCGCUGGGGCUCAGCCGUCGCAGACUUCUCGAGGAGAUUGUGGCGGAGAUUGAGGCGAGCGAGGCGGUCACAUCUGCCGGCCCCGUCGUCUCGGGCGGCGCCGCCGAGAACGAUCCGUUCAAAGCCGCGAUGUCCGCGAACGACGCGAAGGGUUCCUUGGGCGGGAACGACCCCGAUCCGUACCUGACGCAGGGCCCGAGCACGAUCUGGAACGGCAUGAUCUACCCCAUCCGCAAGUUUCGCUUCGCCGGCGUCGCGUGGUACCAGGGCGAGUCCAAUUUCGCGGAUCCACUCAAGUACAGCUGCUUAUUCCCCGCGACGAUCACGGCGUGGCGCGCGGGGUUCGAAAACCCGUCCAUGUCCUGGGCCUUUGUCCAGUUGCACGCGUACAACCUUCACGACUGGAGCGAAUUCCGCAACGCGCAGGCGCUCGCGAUCCGGAAGCUUCCGGGCGUCGUCAUGGCGUCCGCCAUCGACCUCGGCGACCCGACGUCGCCGCUGGACCCGAUACACCCGCGGUACAAGCAGGAGGUUGGUCGGAGGCUGGCGCAGGCGGCGAUCGCGUCGCGGUACUCGGACUACGGCGGGGUGCACUACUCCGGGCCCAGGUUUCGAGACGUCCAGCCCAUCGCGGUCGCCCCCGAGGAUAACCACGGGGUCAAGGGACUGGUGUUAAAGUUCGAGGACGGCAACGGGGGCGCCGCUCCCGGGACGACGCACGUCUCCGCGGCGGCGGCGUGCUCGCUGACGGGCUCCAAAAAGUGCUGCGGCGAGUCGCCCUUCGCGGUGGUGGACGCCGACACGGGCCAAAUUUCGAGGGUUCCCUUUUGGGUGGACAACGCGGGUGAUAACGGCGCCGGGAAGGUGGUGCUGUCCAUCCCGGGUAACGUCAAUUCAAUCAAGGAGGUUCGUUACGCGUGGGAGCGGUUCCCGCAGUGUUUGCUGUACAACGGCGUCGGCGGUUACGAGGCGUACACCGACGCGAUGCCGGCUGCUCCGUGGUGUUUUGACGUGGUCACCGGCGCGCCGUGUCCGGUGCGUAACCUGCCAAACCCGUGGGCGGCGGGGGUUCGGACCACCGCGGACAUGGGUUUCACGACGAUGCUCCACAAGCUGCCGGUUCGCGAUCUGAUCCAGUGGGGGCAGAAGGAUUUCGCGGAGGAGUACAGGCCCGCGAGCGCGGGGGGCGGAGCCGGGGCGGGCGAGGGCGCCGACGCGGGUGCGCGGGUGAGCGCCGACGUGGGCGAUGCCCCCGCAUCCGAUGUCGUCGACGUGGGCGAUGCGCCGGCGUCCGAUGAUGUCGACACGAACGAUGCGCCGGCAUCCGAUGAUGUCGACGCGAGCGAUGCACCGGCGUCCGAUGAUGUCGACGCGAGCGAUGCGGAUGCGCCCGCUUCCUACGAGGACGAGAUCAUCAUGGACACCUUGGGCACCCCGGCGUAUAGUCUAUUCACUCCCGGCGUAUAGCCCGUUCUGACUAAGAGUUGAUUCGAUUC